AUGGCUUCGACCUGCCCAAUCGAGACCCUGCCCAACGAGGUGUUGGCUGCAUCCUUGGCCCGUCUCUCGACGAGGGAACUCAUCCAGAUCGUCCCCGUUAGCCGCUGUUUCUACACGCUCGCCACCCGCAUCCUCCAUCGCCGUUUGAUCGAUGUGUCACCCCUCCCACAUCAUCAACUCGUCCUCGACUGCUACCACCCAAGCGAAAGACUGACAACACCCCCGUUGUCAUGCAGAUAUCUCGGCCUCAAGCAAGCGGGCGAGCAACCCAUCACAGAUGCGUCGCUCAAGUUCAGCGACCUCGGCAAAUUAUAUUCGUCCUAUCGUCCGGUUUUGAGGGAAGAGAAUCGUGGUGGACGGAAUGCUUCCGCGCGGCCGGGGGGGAAGUCUGUGCAGUCCGAUGAGACUGCCACUCAAGAAGUCUACCUCGAUCACGAUUUGCUGUUUUCGCAACUGUGCGCCGUCAUGUACGUGGUGAAGGAGGCGUCGAGGCCGGGCUUCUUCAUCAGCCAGGUGAACACCUGCGACGGCGUCAUUCGCGUAUGGAGGCAGUGGCUAGCGGAGAGGGCGAGCUUCAAUGGCGCCGAAGAGGUGUCGGACUCGAAGACGGUCGACUUUGACCAGUUUCUAUGGGUUGAUGUGGGGAGGAACGUUGGGCUUAGGUUCCGAGUCGUGCUCGGCCCGGCCGAGAGGAUGCCGCUGCUCAGCGGCCCUGGGGAUGACUCGCCGGUGUCCUAUACUUUGAUCUACCAAGAAUUGAUUGUGCGAACGACCACGCUGCUCAUGGCUGUGGAAGCAUCGGCGGUGCAACACUUUUCUGCUUCAUCCAAGGCCGUCAUAAUUGCACAGGUCUAG
This is a messenger RNA of Metarhizium album ARSEF 1941, 855 nucleotides long. RefSeq names its product F-box domain containing protein. The record is from RefSeq and is a predicted model, not a curated record. Gene Ontology annotation, molecular function: protein binding. Bases 1 to 855 code for a protein of 284 amino acids. NCBI's taxonomy places the organism in Eukaryota, Fungi, Ascomycota, Sordariomycetes, Hypocreales, Clavicipitaceae. The transcript has 3 exons.